Molecule: messenger RNA, 1270 nt
Organism: Cladocopium goreaui
Lineage: Eukaryota; Dinophyceae; Suessiales; Symbiodiniaceae
Source: the annotation of a GenBank genome assembly
GCUCUGGUACGCCGGAGGUGCUGGAACUGUUGCUGCCAGCAUCGAAACAACCAGAGUUACUUCGGUGGUGAAGAAAACGACCCAACGAAUGAAAACACUUGGGCAGCAGAAGCAGUGGUUGCAGGCACUGGCACUCUUGGAGACCUUGAAAGCUCAAACGGUGGCUCCGACGGCUGUGACGUGCGCGGUGCUGGUGAAGUGCUGCGGGGGUCAAGAUGGCAAAGCAGAGGAGAUCUUCGAGGAAAUGCUGCGGCGAAGAGUGCAGCCCGACGUUUUCACCUACAGUGCUUUGAUUGGUGCUUGCAGCCGAGGCAGUGACUUCGAUGCAGCCAUGCGACACUUCAGGGAGAUGGAGGCGAUGAAGAUCCAGGCAGAUGUGACAUCCUUCAGCGCGCUGCUGAGUGCCUGUGAGAAAAGCCAACGGCCGGUAUCAGAGGCAACGGAGAUCUUUCAGUCCAUGAAGUUUCAGCAGGUUUCUCCAAAUCACGUGACCUACAGUUCGUUGAUCAGCUGCUGCGAGAAGUCCUCAGAGGUUGACCUAGCUUGGUCAUACUUCAGGGAGAUGACGCAGCAAAGUUUAGAGAUGGACGCCAUCGUCUACAACGCGAUGAUUAGCGCCUGCGAAAAAGGUCGUCAAGCGCCGGAGGCUAUAGAGCUCCUGGAGGAGAUGAGAACUCAAGAGGUCAGAGCAAACGUCAUCACGUUCAACGCAGUGAUCAGCGCCUGUGAAAAGGGACGCAUGGCAGACAAGGCCUGGGAGAUCUUUCAGCGAAUGCCGGAAACUUCGGUUGAGGCGGACUUGUGCACGUACAAUGCCCUGAUCAGCGCAGCAGAGAAGUGCCGCAAGACUGACAUGGCCCUGAGAGCCUUUCAGGAGCUCCAGGUUCAUCGCCUCCAAGCGGAUCUGAUCACCUACAACGCUCUGAUCUCAGCAUGUCGUGCCUCGUCUCCAGAGCUGGCGCACCACUUCUUCGAGGCCAUGCAGAGUCGACGACUGCAAGCAGACGUUAUCUCCUACAUCUCACUGGGUGUGCUGCCGCAGGAGAUGCUGUCGCUUGAUGAUCUCGAUGUGCGGAGUUUCACCGUCAUGAUCCGUCAGCGUGACGUGACAGAUGUAUUGAAGCUCUAUGAGGAGAUGCAGCUGAGGGGUUUGCAGAUGGACGGCCCCAGCUACUGGGCCCUGCUGUGUGCAGUGGACGACGACGCUCCGCGCUGCGUGCAGCUCUGCGAGGGGCUGCGGCGGCGCUGGUUGAGGACAGCCCAACACUGG